Messenger RNA from Beauveria bassiana ARSEF 2860, 3066 nucleotides. RefSeq names its product protein (fungal and plant). The record is from RefSeq and is a predicted model, not a curated record. The transcript has a single exon. Lineage: Eukaryota; Fungi; Ascomycota; Sordariomycetes; Hypocreales; Cordycipitaceae. The coding region runs from base 1 to 3066 and encodes 1021 amino acids.
AUGGCAGGCAGCGAUGGACUGAGGGCCCCCGUCGCUGAUGCGGCGGGUCAAGUUCAAGAAGCUGAUGGACAGCAGACCGCGGGCGAAAAGACCUCGCGCCAGAGCAAUGUCUCGUCUCCGCGUCGGCCAUGGAAGCUCCCUGCCUUGCUGGAUCACUUCAACAAGCGCGAUCUCAAAGUCGUCUUCCGGUGCUGGAUCGCCACCUGGGUCGCGACGCUUCUCAUCUUUAUCCAGCCGUCGCUUGACAAGAUCGGCAUCGCCACCUUCUUCGCCGCCCUCACGCUCUACAUUAUUCCUCCCGCCACCAUCCUUUUUCCGUACCUGCUUUCCGCAUUCUCCGCCCUCCUGGGCAUGUGUCUGGCCUGGCUAUGGGGUCUACUCACGAUGAAGGCGGCCCUGGCGGCGCGGCCGGCGUCAGACACCAGCACGAGGCUCGCCGCGCUCGAGCAGGCCGCCGCGCAGAAGGCUCACGAAUUCGGCACCAACGCCGCGGAUGAGGCAAAGAUCCUCGUCCUGAAUGGCUUCAUGCUGGAUGCGCGGGUCACCGCCGUCUUCUACGUCAUGAUUUGCGUCUUCAUCUACGCACUGGCACGGCUACGAUUGACCAACCCAAAAUUCAGCUUCAUGCAGAUUUUUGGCACCAUUGUUAUCGAUGUCUUCUUACUCAAUGCGCCGAGCCUGCCUUCUUUUAACGGCAGCAUUGGAGGUGUCCUAGUGAAGCCGGGCGCCAUCGGCAUUGGCCUCGGAGCCGUGUCCUGCCUCUUGUUCUUCCCCCAAACCACCUCGUACGCCAUCAUGGCCAAAAUGGAGGGCCUGCUCCGCACAUUCAAUGCCACCAUAAAGGCCAGUGAUAGGCGCCUACGGAAAGAAACCAUCGACCUGGCGAGUCUCAAUGUUGACCGCGCAAGGUUAAUUGGCGUCUGGAAAGCCCUGCAGCCUCUCAUGUCGCUGCUGCCUCUUGAUGUUGCUCGCUGUCUUUGGAGUGCUGAUGAUCUUCUGACGCUGCACAAGCUCUUGCAAAAGGUCAUGCGAAAAAGCGUGGCGCUAAUCGACCUGCAUAUUGCGGCACUCUCUGCGGCAAACCAAGAGGAAAUGGUGAUGCACUAUCGAGAGGAGCAACUCAAGACUGCGACUCAGAAUGAGACAGGACAUACGAUUCGUCCAGGCCAUCACCAUUUACAAGAGCUUGCAACAAUAAUGAGCGCAUUGCAUGGCGCAGGAUACGGGGACCUCCCCGAUGGAACUGCGACGCCUGGGGAGCUUCCCUCGCGGCUCUUGACAACCUGUUCCGAGUCCAUCGACCUCGCCGCUCGCUGUAUACACGAGAUCAACAGCUGCCGCUGGAUCAAAAGAACCGCAAAGGAGACAGCUGGUACUUUUGCCGGCGAGUUGCAGGCCAAGUCUGAGGAGCUGCGAUUUUUACGAGAGCGCUGCGCUGCAGAGACGCCUGAAGCACUUCUUUCAGAUCACGAGGAUGCAUUUGAUGAGUCUGGUUACUUGCACUCCCAUAAUGGGAGUCGGAGCGAUCCAAUACCUCUUCGCGACCUUACAACAAACUUGGCACUCAACCAACACAUUAUGGACUUUUCUGCCGCACUUGAACCGUUGAUCGACCAUCUGGUUUUUCUUCUCCACGGACGGACGGAAAGCCGCAUAUGGCUGCCCAUCACUUUACGGCAUGCCAUAUCCUGGCUUGUGACUCCCAAGUCUUCCGAUCAAGAGUUGGGGACGGGCUUCGCUGCAGAUCAAACUCCAAGCUUGACCGAAGCAAAACAGGUUGCGCAAAGACGCACGAGUGAGCUCAAAAGCCUCAAGGGCGUCCGAGACCUCAAGCGAAACGCCAUGCCAAAGUCCCGUCUCAGCGCAAGCAUCAUCAUUUCGUAUAGGUGGCUGACGAACCCUGCCGGGAUGUUUGCAGCGCGUGUGGUCAUUGUCACCAUUGCGACAUCUAUACCUUCAGCGAUCCCAAGCAGCGCCGGUUUCUUCUACCGCGAGAAGGGUAUAUGGGCAGUCAUUACCGCCCAACUCACGCUGCUUCCCUUUAUGGCGGACUUUAUCGUUUCCAUCUUGUCGCGCGCCGCCGGUACAGUCGUCGGCGGUGUUCUGGGCAUGCUUGCAUGGUAUAUUGGCUCUGGAUCUGGCAACGGCAACCCGUACGGACUAGGAGCCGUCACCGCCUUUAUGACGGCUAUUAUCGUAUGGCUGCGUCUAUGGGCCCCGCACAUGUACACGGUUGCGGGCAUCAUGUGCGGCGCUACGUAUAUCCUCGUCAUCGGCUUCGGCUACGACAACCACCACAUUUCGACAUAUGGGCUUCCAGGCCAAGGUUACGUAGCGUUUUGGAAACGUGUCGUGACCGUCUUUAUAGGACUCCUCGCCGCUGCUAUUGUGCACAUCUUUCCGAAGCCGACGUCAGCCACGAGCCACGUUUGCCACGUACUGGCCAAGUCGGUGCGCCGAAUGUCGGAUCAGUAUGCCAUUUUUCUCCUAUCUCAGAAACGCCCUGCUGAGAAUAGCAGCCUGUGCGUCCUUGCCGAGCGUGACUCGUUUGAUCUCGGCCAUUCACUAUCUCUCCUGGAGCCAUCUAUCCAUUUGGUCAAGGCCGAGAUGAGCUUUGGACCGUUUGACCAGAAGCCAUUGCGAAAAGCUCUAGAGGAGUGUCGAAACUUGAACAGGUCACUGACGAGGCUUUUGAGUAUUACUCAUACACUACCGCCAGACCUCAAACAUCGUUUUGAAACCGUAAGUGGCCUGCUCGAUGACCAUGUCAUCGGCGACAUCAUGGCGGUUCUCCAUAUCAUUCAGGAAGCGUUCGAAAACGGGGCGUCGUUGCCGGAAAGGCUACCUACGCCUCUAACUCGAACAUUCUAUCAGGCGUGGCAAAGGCAAAGGCAUGAAAGGCCAAAUAGAGCUCUUUUGCGACACGAAAGUUAUCCUCAGUACUGCGUCGUGGUAUCUUCCUAUCUCAAGUUUCUAUCCACCAUUGACAAUCUCGUCCUCCUUCUUACAGAAACACUUGGAGAGUCUCACAUAUUAUUCGGAUGGGGUCAGGAAAGUGCCGUCUAG